Molecule: messenger RNA, 375 nt
Organism: Rotaria sp. Silwood2
Lineage: Eukaryota; Metazoa; Rotifera; Eurotatoria; Philodinida; Philodinidae
Source: the annotation of a GenBank genome assembly
AUGAUGUCUGCAAAACAAAGAAAUACACAACACUCUGUUCGAUCCAAUUGGUCAAAAGUCUGUUAUCAAUGUCAGAAUGAAGGACAUAUAGCUGCUGAAUGUACUCAGCAGGUUUUAUCCGAAUGGCGUCUAGCAGAAUUAUUACAAGAACAAAAAACUAAUUUCGAAACUUUAAUCAAUGAAUUUCAAAAUAAAUGGAAUAGAAAUUUAUUAACAUUACAAACUGCUCCGAAAACAAAUGCUGAACAAUUAUUACCUGUCAUAAAUGACUUCACUACUGUUUGUAAUCAACUUAAAGAACAAAAUUUUCAAAUGCAAAACCAGUUGAAUACUAUCACAAAUCGCAUACAAAAAACUGCAAACGAAACUGUAUAA